Molecule: messenger RNA, 1863 nt
Organism: Heterocephalus glaber (naked mole-rat)
Lineage: Eukaryota; Metazoa; Chordata; Mammalia; Rodentia; Bathyergidae
Gene: Itm2c
Product: integral membrane protein 2C
Biological process (GO): negative regulation of amyloid precursor protein biosynthetic process
Cellular component (GO): Golgi apparatus; plasma membrane; extracellular exosome
Molecular function (GO): amyloid-beta binding
Source: RefSeq, a predicted model, not a curated record
GCACACGGGAUCCAAACUUCCGGUGCCUGCAGCGCACUGAUCCGCGGCAGCUCUCAGAGGUUGCACCGGCGGAGGCUGCAGGGCGGACUCGCGGGCCGGCGCAGCCAUGGUGAAAAUCAGCUUCCAGCCCGCUGUGGCCGGUGUCAAGGCCGACAAGGGUGACAAGGCAUCGGCCUCCGCCCCGGCCCCGGCCCAGGCCCCGGCGCCCGGCCCGGCCACCGAGAUCCUGCUGACGCCAGCCCGGGUGAGAGAGGAGGAGCGACCCCCCUACCACCCCUCCAAGAAGGCCUCGGUGGGCGGUGUGUGCUACCUGUCGAUGGGCAUGGUCGUGCUGCUGAUGGGCCUCGUCUUUGCCUCCGUCUAUAUCUACAGAUACUUCUUCCUGGCUCAGCUGGCCCGAGACAACUUCUUCCACUGUGGCGUGCUGUACGAGGACUCCCUGUCGCAGGUCCGGACUCACAUGGAGCUGGAGGAGGACGUGAAAAUCUACCUGGAAGAGAACUAUGAGCGCAUCAACGUCCCUGUGCCCCAGUUUGGUGGUGGGGACCCUGCGGACAUCAUCCACGACUUCCAGAGGGGCCUCACCGCCUACCACGACAUCUCCCUGGACAAGUGCUACAUCAUCGAGCUCAACACCACAAUCGUGCUGCCCCCACGCAACUUCUGGGAGCUCCUCAUGAACGUGAAGAGAGGAACCUACCUCCCACAGACCUACAUCAUGCAGGAGGAGAUGGUGGUGACGGAGCACGUCAGCGACAAGCAGGCCCUGGGCUCCUUCAUCUACCACCUGUGCAAUGGCAAGGACACCUACCGGCUGCGGCGCCGGGCCACCCGGAGGCGAAUCAAUAAGCGUGGGGCCCAGAAGUGCAACGCCAUCCGCCACUUCGAGAACACCUUCGUGGUGGAGACCCUCAUCUGCGGGGUGGUGUGAGGCUGCCAUCCGCUUCUCUCCUUCUGGCCGCUCUCUGGCCUCCCUGCCCUCGCUUAGCUUGUACUGUGGACACCUUCCCUGAGCUGUGACCUGUCCCCUUCCCUUCCGGCCCCCUGCCUCCCUGUACCAGGGCUGUGACCUCUCCGGGCCGGCCUCUGCUGACCUCCCGGGGUGUGGGGGGGAUGCCCCACGCUGGGCUCUGGGUCCCAGAGUCCGGGCCGAGGGGCGUGGCUAGAAGUCUGGGUGGGGGCGGCCGAGGGUUCAGACGUCCCCACGGGCGGCAAGGUCUGCUGAGGUGUUUGCCCGGGACGCACAGAUGCGUGGCCAGGCGCGGGCGGAAGAUGGGGGGUGCCCGGGGCUGCACCCACCAGAGCACAAGGGAAGGUGGCUGUCCUGGGGUCCCAGGACUCCUGUCAGUGCCUUCAGCCCCCCUCCCCCAGAAGGCGCCGGGGCCAGGGUGGGAGGAAUCAGUUCAGCACAACGUUCCUUCUCCGAGUGGAGCCAAAGAACUGCGGAGCAGGGCCCGACCCUGGCUCCUGAGCGCACAAACCCGGUCCCCAUGGCCGGGACGGGCAGGGGCCUCUGGGGGGCAGGGGCCUCUGAGGGGCAGGCGGCGAGUUGCUUUCUCCAGCCUGGAGCUCUGUGACCAGUGGGGGCAGGGGAGGGGAGGCCACCUGGUACGGACACCCUCCCCCUGUUCUAAACCUGUCCGUCCCCCACUCCCGGGGGCCUGCUCAGCUCUCCUCACUUCUGCAUGUGUUUACUGAUGUUCCCGCCCCUGACUGUCCUCAGCCCCAAGCCUGGGAGGGGUCCGUUACCUCAGUCCCACUUGGGUGCUGCCUGGAGGGGAAGCUCUUAGAUGCUUUGUAUAUUUUCUCUGUUAGAUCUCUUUCUAGAAGUGUCUGUAGAAAAUAAAAAUCUUUUACUUCUGA